AUGACGGUCCUACUCAAUCUCGAGUGCGGCGGUUAUGCGACACCGAUCAAGUUCAGAGAUCAGACAGAUCUGCUGAAGCGGAAACAUGGCAGAAAACGCAAAGAAAAGGCACAAAGACCAGCUCCGACUGAGCCAUCGCCUUCGUCGAAUGCCCAAGACAGUGUAGAACCGACAUUGCAGUCGCAUCAAGUUAGCCAGCGUGUUGUGACACCGGGAGAUGAAACUUUCCAUUCGGCUGACGAAAGCCAUCAAACCUUUGACGAAUCACAAGAAUUAUCCCGCUAUGAGGCGGCCGCGUCACUCGCCCUGAUAUCUGGAGGCAUUCACCAGGACUCACUGGUUCCUACUGGUGGGCAUCAAACAGAAUCGCCAUCGUUCUACACGCCAUUUGACGACACGACUCUGCAAGCUGAUUCCAAUCUUGGAGGACUAGGAGAAGACAAUACGGAUGAUGUGCUUAACACUUAUCAAGGCGUAGCCACGCCGAGUUCCACGCCAGUCUACCCACGUAUCGACUCGCCUUUGCUGCGACAAAGACAGUCAGAACAGGCGAAUCGGCAAUUGACUUCAGUGCCAACAAUUCCAGUCGGCUUGUUGGAGAGCGCAAAGUUUGCCGAGGACAUGGUGUUUUAUCACCAUUUCACGGAUACCUCUCCGUACGGCACCCUCUCAAUCUUGUCACUGAAUGAUAUCCUACAGGCUGAGCACCUUGACAAGGCCUUCUUCCACGCUGCAUUGGCCUUGGCGGCGCUGGAUAUCUCUCAGGCAAGGCCGACGGAGGCGCUCGGUAGUAAGGCGGCACUGCAAGCCCUCGAUCACUUUGUCACUGCCCUCGGUACGGUGCGCAUGGCACAGCUCGACGAUGAAGGGGUCGCUACGGGCUGUCCGCCGAACCAAGACAACGCCAUCUCAUGGCUGGCGACUCUUCUACUGCUGGCCAACUUUGAACUACAGAGAGGCCAGAUGAAAUUGUGGUACAUCCAUAGCCGGGCUGCGGUCACAUUCCUGUCCCAACACCUCAACCGCGUGCAGGAUUUGCCGGUGGGAGAGUCGCUCAUCCGAUCGUUCUCGAGGAUCGCCGCGCUUCUGGACAUCUUUGACAGGGCAUACUCUGUACGCUACAGCAUAGCGUCUCCAGACGUUUCAGACUCUUUAAGCAGAUCUCUAGUAAACUCGCCUCAUUCGGCAGACCGGCUGCUCUUCAUCCUACCGCGGGUCAUCAAGCUGGAAGAAGAGUGGAGGAGCAACCCCCAACACGACCUUCACUGGCGAGAGCAAGCAGAAAGCCUUAUCGAGGAGUUAAAAGCCUGGCGAAAGACCGUGCCUGACUGUGACGUGCCACCCUUACACGAGCACACCGCAAACCCUUACAAUGAAGAUGCAGAAGGACCUGGCAUCUCCAUCAGGCCCCUCAGCAUCCCGGACGCCCCAGAGCCCGUCAAGGCUGCAACAACCUUCAUGCACUACCUCGUGUCUCUCCUCCGCUUGGAAACGAGAUACCUGCCCGGCGCAGUGCGCCAACUACCCCCCAAAGCAAAGAAAAUCGUCCUCCUCGUCUGCCGCCUGGCAGCAGGCGUACCCUACGCCUCCUGCGCGGCGGUCAACGCAUACUCCCACGGCAUGGUCGCGGCGAUGAUGAACUGCUAUCACAUGUCGGAGGAGCAGGAGGUCAAGGACUGGGUCAAGAAUUGGAUCGCCGGAUUCCCGCGGGAGAGGGAGGGCAUCUGGAACGUGCGACACGCGCACCGCGUGCUGAAUUACGUUGACCAAGAAUACACGCGUCGCGGCUCGCGCUACAACUGGGAGAUCAUCAAAGUUCGACUGAUAGACCUGGAGACAGAUGCCACGCCAAGCGAGGACGAGGAGACGGACCCUGACAAAUUCAUCACUUGCAGCUCAUCCUGCUCUGCCAUCACAGCAACUGAGCUUAAGCUCGAGCUGGAGGAUGAUGUCAAGACAAAAAGGCGCUUAUCCGGCAAAUAUCCAGAUUCAUCUCCGUUCCUACCAUUGAGUCAGGACAUCAAGAUGAGUCCCAGCGCUAUCAGCACAUCUUCAGCGACAUUGUCAAAAGCGAGCGGCCUGCCCGACGAUGGACACCCUUACGCAGAAUUGGACGUCACCAAGAUGCUCAAGACUCUUGUCCCCGAGGCAGACCAACUGCCCGUCCCAGAUGCCCACGAUCCAGUGAGAUUAGGCCAGAACUGCACAACGGCACACAUGGUACAAGUCCCAUGGUCUAUGCAAAGUGGCUGGGGAACACCCGUAAUGAGUCCCUACGGCAAGAUCGCCCUCGAGCCAACAGCAAGCGUCCUACACUACGCCACGGAGUCCUUCGAAGGAAUGAAAGCCUACCGAGGCCACGACAAUAAACUCCGUCUCUUUCGCCCAGACCUCAACUGCGCCCGCCUUCUGAAGUCCAACGCCCGCGUAGGCCUCCCCUCCUUCAACCCCUCCGCCCUCCUCGCUAUCAUCACCACCUACCUCGGCACAGAAUGCCCCCGCUGGCUCCCAGACCCCGGCACAAACCUCUACGUCCGCCCCGCCAUGGUCGGAAGCGGCUCCGCGCUCGGUAUCAACCAGCCGCCCGAAGCCUUAUUCUUCCUCUUUGCCGCGCUCUUCCCGCAGUCUCUGGGAGGAGGAUCGACAAAUGCGCCGCACCCGGGCAUCAAGUUGCUCGCUAGCAGCCCCGAGCAUAUCCGCGCCUGGCCUGGCGGGUUCGGGUCCGCGAAGGUGGGCGCGAAUUACGGGCCUGCUAUGGUUUCGCAUGCGGCGGCUAAGUCGCAGGGGUGUACGCAGACGUUGUGGUUGUUUGGGGAGGAGAGGAUCGUUACGGAGGCUGGGGCGAGUAAUUUCUUUGUUGUGUGGAGGAAGAAGGGGGGUGAAGGGAUUGAGCUUGUAACUAGUUCUUUGGACACGGAGGUAAUCCUGGAUGGCAUCACUCGACGGAGUGUUUUGGAGGUUGCGAGGGAGAGGCUGACGCGGGAAUUGACGGCUGAGACUGAGCUUGCCCCGCUGGAUGUUGUCGAGCGGCCUUUUACUAUGGGUGAGGUUGUGGAAGCAUAUGAGGAAGGUCGGCUAGUGGAGGCCUUUGUUUCUGGCACUGCGAUGUUUAUCACCCCGGUCUCCGUGAUCAAGCAUGGCGACACUGAGAUUCAAUUCCCCAUGAUGGUUACUGAUGAGGGGCACAAGACACCGCGCUCCGCGUACUCCAACACCAUAAAAUCUUGGUUGGAGGAUAUCAUCUACGGUCGAGUAGAACACGAAUGGGGAUACGUCGUUGCUGAGCAGUGA
This is a messenger RNA of Colletotrichum costaricense, 3291 nucleotides long. RefSeq lists its product as uncharacterized. The record is from RefSeq and is a predicted model, not a curated record. Gene Ontology annotation, biological process: L-valine biosynthetic process; L-leucine biosynthetic process. Bases 1 to 3291 code for a protein of 1096 amino acids. Gene Ontology annotation, molecular function: branched-chain-amino-acid:2-oxoglutarate transaminase activity. Gene Ontology annotation, cellular component: mitochondrion. The transcript is spliced from 6 exons. Lineage: Eukaryota; Fungi; Ascomycota; Sordariomycetes; Glomerellales; Glomerellaceae.